AUGUUCUACAGGAGAAUCAUAAAAGAAGCAUCCAUAACUAAGAAAUUAAUUCAAGGAAGUGGUAUAAAGACAUCAAGCAAAUUGUUCAAUAAUGAAUGUUUCAUUUUUAAUUUCGAUGAUAUAGAAAAUUUAAAAAAGCUUAAAGAACGAAACACUGAAUCUUUUGUGGCACAAAUAGAAACAAACAAAGAAAAAUAUGAACAAGUUUUAGAUAAAAAUAAACUAAAAAAAACAAGAAAAUUGUUUAAAUUUAUUCAGAAAAAAUUGUCAACUUAUGAAGAGACCCCUUUGAAUAAGUUCUUUUUCAUAUUUUAUAAAAAUGUAGAUUGUCUCGCUGAGGUUGAAGUGAUUGACUUAUUGUACUUGGCUGUGAAAAAUAAAAAAUUUUAUGCACAACAAAGAGAUAUAUCACAGAACUAUGACAAUGAGGAUGUUAAUAGAUGGGAUGUUUCAAUCUUUGGAGAAAAUGACUUGACUAAGAACCAGAUAGAAGAUAUUUCAGAUCAUAUUGGCACGUAUUCAGACGAGGUGAAUGAGUGCAACAUAAAUUUUUUAAAGGAUAAGAAACUGGGGGAUAAAAAUGAAAGAAGUUCACCUAACGAAGGGAUCCUUGAUUGGAAAGAUUAUGCACAUAAUAAAAGUUCAUAUUUCAAAUACCCCUCAGGAGUUACUACCCGUUUGGAUACAACAAAUUGUGAGGUUGCUAUCGUAAAGAAUAACACUACCAACUGUUACACUCUGGGAGAAGAGGAAAGAGUGGAAGACAUAAAAAACUACAAUUCAAUACAUAGGAAUGGGAAUAUUAAAAAAAUAAAUGUUGAUUACGUGCUGAGGCUGCUAUCCUCAUUUAAGGAUUCAUUGAGAAAAGGUAAAAGCGGAAAAUGGAACAUGAUAAACUUAUUAGAUGUCUACAAAUUGUCGUACUGUCUACGCUACUACAAAAUGGUAGAGGAAGACAAUUUCAUAACUUCAUACAUUUGUGCGUUUUUAAAAAAAGAAAUUUAUUAUAUAAAUCAAAAAAGUAAAAAAUAUGAAAUACAAAAUGAUGAGCAGCUGAAUAUUCUCCUAAACAUUCUGAUUAUACAUUACAAAAAUUUGAAGGGAUAUUUUUUUAACCUACUAUAUGAUUACCUGUUUUCAGUGUUGAAAAGCAACAUCUUUAAUUUGUCUACUAAGAACAUUUGUUUAUUAUUCCAUGUGAAUAAUUUCGAAAUGAAUAAAUAUGACCCUUUUUUUUUUUUUCUGUUGAGAGGAAAAAAGGCACCAUCACCCACGCCAUCGCUAGUUUUAACCAUGGCUGAUGUAAAUUACCUACUCUUCUACCAACUGAAAAACGGAACAGUAUGGAGCAUCCCCAGUUUGGAUCAUCUGAUAAAGUACCUUGCCCACAGUUCCGAAAUUAGUUCUGAGAAGCAACAAAAUAUAUUCCUGCUAUCCUUGCUGUUGCUACAAUAUGAGUACUCAAAAAAGUAUUCUUGUGAUAGUUACGACAAGUAUGUGGAAAUAAUAUACCAUAUGUAUUCUUACCUAAUGAAGAAUUUGAAGAUCUUUUUAGAAAAUAAGGAAAAAAGAGAAACAUCAUUGAAUAUCCCCUUUUUAACAACCUUUUCGUUAGGAUUAUAUCUAAUAAGGAAUAAUUUGCAUUUUAAUAAUGAGUUUUAUUUAUUCCUUCUUUACCUCAUAACGAAUUCAGCCCAAACAAUGAUCAUUCAUGAUUACAUAGCUUUGCUAAAUUUUAUUCAGUUUUAUAAAAUUAAAAAUGAGUUUUAUUAUAGCAGAAACUCCUUAUAUUAUGAAGACAAAAGAUGUUUCUACAUGUAUGAUCAUGAAAUGAGGAAUCAGCACAGGUAUCUGCCCUUAAACUGGGAGCAGCUAUCUCGAUACAUUUAUGAAUGUUUAAAGGUAAUUUAUUCUUUUGAAGAAAAAAAGUACAAUCAACUGUGCUUAUCGGAAGGAGCUCUCAAGGGUACAAAUGAAAUUGUAUGUUCGACAGGAAAUUCUAGAAUCAGAAAUUAUUCGGUUCACAAAGAUGUUUUCGUAAUGGACAAUGAUAAAGAAGCACAUAUAACCAAACCCAUCCUGGUAGGCACUGAUGCUUCAAAGGCGCACGCAUAUGAACUAGCCAUAAAUAGCAAUACCGAAACUUACCUUCUGAAAAAACAAAAACUAAGAGAUCCUGAAAAGGACAAAACUGAAAACGUAUUUCGAAUGAAAAUACCUGUACAGUGCAUAAACAAACAAAAGACGUCGAAAAAGAAUAAAAGCUACUACUUACACAUUAUGGAUAUAUUACCAUCUGUGCAAAAUAGUUUUAAUGAUAACAAUUUUUAUAAAUAUCUGAUGAACUUAUUCCAUCGAGGAGUGUUCAAUUUUAACUUGCACAUAUUCGAUUUAGAUAAGAUUCUUUUUACAUAUAGUAUCCUAAAUUUAAAAAAAGAGGAAAUAUCACUGAAUAUAUUAAGCUUAGUAGACAAGGUUAAAACAAAUUUUAUGAACAAGAAAAAAUAUUCCUUUGAAGAAGAAAAAUACAUAUUUCAUUCCAUCAGUAACAUACUUCUAUCAAUAACCGAAUUGAAUCUCUCCACAGUUGUGGACUUGGAAUUUUUCGAAAAACAAAUACUUACAAAUAUUCACAAAUUGAAUAUCAAUGGAAUACUUAUACUUCUGCAAUAUUAUAUUCUGAAGGGAGCAAUGAUGACCGUUAGCCCUUUAUAUACGCAUCACAUAAACACAGUUACAUUUCUCGUCAUACACUAUAUUAAGAAAAAGUAUCUUGUAGAACAAGAUGGUGCAAAUAUAAAUGCAUGCCAACUUGAUAAGUUAAAGGAUGAUGUAAAUUAUCAUAUCAUAAGACGGUAUCUUCACCAAAGUGAAAAUCAGAAUAAUCAAGGAGUUCCAGGGGAGAAGAAUCAAAUGUGGAAAAAAAUAGAUAGGAAAAUAAAUUAUUCUAAUGAUGUAGUAAGAAAAGAUGUUAACCCAUGUAUUGGUAUAGAAAUAGAUGCGAUCAAAAACAAUAAUAACGUUUAUAAUAAUACUACCUUUAAAAAAAUAGACGAAGACGAUUUGUAUGAAUUUUUACUUCUAAAAUUUGCUUUCAUAUAUAUCAUCACCCACUCGAGCUUGUUUCACGACCAAUUCAAAUAUUACUAUGGAUUGGAAGAACACUAUCGCAUCUUCAUGAAUAAUCUUAGCAGAAUUGUGUUGCACUUGAAGACUGACUUCUCCGAAAUGCUAUUUGUGAAUCUAAUGGAUUAUAAUGUUGCCAUGAAUAUCCAUGGGAUGUGCAAAUCUAAUGGUGCGAAUCAUGGGGGUCAAGAAAAUAUUAAAAGGAACAAAGAGGAAUCCGCGUGCAGGAAACUAGAUAGUUGUCUAGCCCCCCAAGAUGCAGCAAAAGAAGUAGAAAGCAAAAACAGGGAAAUAAACGAAGAAGAACAUGUCGCAAUAAAUGAAGCAGAACAUGUUGCAAUAAAUGAAGUAGAACAUGUCGUAAUCGGCAAAAGCGAACGGGGGGGUGUAGACAAAAACAAGCACAUCCUAAGCAAAACAGAUUUCCGUUUACUAAUGAACUACUUAACAUUCAUCUUUAAGCAUGACCUGAAUUUUGUUACAAGUGACCAAUACUUGAUCGAGUCAAUGAAAAUGCAGCAUUUAUUCGUAAAAAAAUUUAAAAGUUUAUAUUACAACUAUAAGUACGCAUUUGUAUAUCGAAAAUUAAUGCUAUCCUUAAUUUUUAACAUGAAGAAAAGAAACUCCAUAAGGAUGAAUUGCCUUUUGAAAGGAUUCAAUAGGAGCGGAACUAGUGACAUGGAAAAAAUAAACAUAAAUGAGUAUAUAAAAAUAUUAAGAUUCUUUAAUAAUUUAUGUGAAGAAAAAGGGUUGAAGGGGAAUAUUUUUUUCAGUUAUUUAAAAAAAAAUGGCAUACAAAUUUGCAGCUCAGGGGAGUCCCAUCAAUAUGACAUCAUUCUGAAUCGACAUUUAAUUUACGAUAUUAACAGCAGCGAAAUUGCCAACAUUCAAUUAAAUGUUCCCUUUUUUAACUAUAUUAUACCGAUGCUAAUAGAAACAAAACGCUUUUCUAUAGUCGUUCAAGCGAUCUUUAACCCAUGUGAAAAUGUAGAUACCUAUGUAGUGCUAUUCAACGUUAUGCGUGCAUUUUUAAAAAGUUAUAAUUAUCAUGUCAUACUGAUGAAAAGGAAAACCGAUGCAUAA
Plasmodium gonderi is the source of this 4209-nucleotide messenger RNA. RefSeq lists its product as hypothetical. The transcript has a single exon. The record is from RefSeq and is a predicted model, not a curated record. Bases 1 to 4209 code for a protein of 1402 amino acids. NCBI's taxonomy places the organism in Eukaryota, Apicomplexa, Aconoidasida, Haemosporida, Plasmodiidae.